UGCGCUCUUCUUCUGGAACGGCAUCCCUUUUCUUGCACAACUUAACCGUCUCCUUAAUUAAUCGUUUUGCCUUCGCCGUCCUGAACGCUCAACGAUGACCUGGCUGAUGAAGAGCUUCGUGCUGCCCCUGGCGCUGCUGUUCUCGUGGGGCCUCAAGGAGGAAGGCGCGCAAGCCUGCACCUGUCUCCCGAUGCAUCCUCAAGAAGUCUUUUGCCAAGCAGAUGUCGUCAUCGCAGCAAAGGUUGUUGGAGGAAAGGCUGACGGUAGCUUAAAUCCCAUCAAGUAUGACAUCCAACAAAUCACGAAUUUCAAGGGCCCUGAGAGGCUUUUUCAUGCCAUCUACACUCCAUCCAGCUCUGCCGCAUGUGGAAUCACUCUGACCAAUGGUGUCGACUAUCUACUCAUGGCCAGACUCCAGUCUGAUGGCUCGCUGUACAUCACCUCGUGUGACUUCUAUCAGCCGUGGGACAACUUGAGCGCCACGCAAAAGCGCUUGUUGCACCUCUACGGGCUGGGCUGCGACUGCAAGAUCACGCGCUGCGCCUCCCACCCGUGUGGCAUCAGCAGCCGGACCGAGUGCUUGUGGAGAGACUUUUUUCCAGUGAAGCCGGCCCGAAACUUUGCUUGCAUCAAGAGACGCGACGGCUCUUGUGCCUGGUCCUGGGAUUUUAGCUUUAAAGGCCGUUAA
This is a messenger RNA of Phycodurus eques (leafy seadragon), 688 nucleotides long. RefSeq names its product metalloproteinase inhibitor 2-like. The record is from RefSeq and is a predicted model, not a curated record. Gene Ontology annotation, cellular component: extracellular matrix. Gene Ontology annotation, molecular function: protease binding; metalloendopeptidase inhibitor activity. NCBI's taxonomy places the organism in Eukaryota, Metazoa, Chordata, Actinopteri, Syngnathiformes, Syngnathidae. Bases 95 to 688 code for a protein of 197 amino acids. The transcript has 5 exons. Gene Ontology annotation, biological process: negative regulation of endopeptidase activity; negative regulation of membrane protein ectodomain proteolysis.